AUGUUUCUCAUCCAUGCAUUUGCGUUUGGCGUUGCGGCUGCAGCCGCCUUCCAAGCGCCUUUUGAGAGCCCUCAGCAGUACGAUAGUGGCCUAUUCGUACCAUUCGAAAGCCUGAGCCUGCUCUCGGAGUCAAAAUUUACAACCCUUGGACACCCCGCUUUCCCCAACCAUAGUGUUCGUAUCAAAAAAUCCUCUUUUUGCGAUCCUACCGUCCAGGGUUACACUGGCUACAUCGACAUCCAGGCUCGACACCUAUUCUUCUAUUUCUUUGAAAGCCGCAACGACCCGACUACUGAUGACCUUAUUUUCUGGACAAACGGCGGACCAGGUUGCUCUUCUUCGGUCGGUUUAUUGAUGGAACUUGGACCCUGCAGAGUGUCGGACUCCAACACAACAACAUUCCAUCCCGAAAGUUGGACAUCAUCCGCCUCUGUCUUCUUCGUUGAUCAGCCCAUUGGCGUUGGCUUCUCUUAUGCUGACUACGGAGAGACUGUGGGUACAACUGAAGAUGCUGCCAAAGACAUAGCAGCCUUUAUGUUUAUUUUCUUCGAGCAUUUCACGCAAUUCAAGGGUCGGGCGCUGCAUAUGGCAGGAGAGUCCUAUGGAGGCCGCUACGUACCCGUAUUUGCGGCAGAGGUUUACGACCAGAAUGCGCAACUCGUCAAAGCAGGCUACACGCCCAUCAACCUCCAGUCAGUCAUGAUAGGAAACGGACUCACUGACUAUUUGCAUCAAAUCGCAUCUUCCUUUGAUAUGCAAUGCACAUCAGCCUCAGUUCCAGCUUUUACAGACAUUGCAACUUGUGUUCAGAUGAAAAAAAUUAUUCCACGGUGCCUGGAUCGAGCAAAAAGUGCUUGCGAAGACCACUUUGACACGAUUGAUUGCCAGGCGGCCAUGACUUUCUGCGCCACGUAUCUUGAGGAGCCAUUCGCCGCAACAGGACUCAACCCAUAUGAUGUUUCGCAAAAGUGCGAGGGUGAACUGCGGGAAAGCCUGUGCUAUCCCAUCAUCAAGGAUAUAACAGCUUACCUUGAUCGUCCUCACGUCCGUGCCGUACUUGGUGUGGACCCAUCGCUGACUUCCAACUUCUCGACCUGCUCCUACGGAGUCGGUUCUGCGUUUGAGCGAAAUCUGGAUCAUUUGAAGAGCACACAAUACUAUGUCGCCGCACUACUUGAACGCAAUGUUCGCGUUCUGAUUUACGUGGGAACAUACGAUUGGAUCUGCAAUUGGAAAGGCAACGAACGGUGGACUCUUGCGAUGGAAUGGAGCGGGCAGGAGGAAUUCGUCCAACAAGGGCUUCGGCCGUGGGGUUUCAAAGGCCAAAAUAAUCGUAUCGGUUUAGUCCGUAACGCAAAAGGGUUAACCUUUGCGACUAUCGAAGGGGCUGGACAUAUGGUUCCAUAUGAUAAGCCGAAAGAAGCAUUAGAAAUGGUUCAACGCUGGCUCGCUGGCAAGGCCUUGUAA
Mycena indigotica is the source of this 1467-nucleotide messenger RNA. Its product is annotated as Carboxypeptidase. The transcript is spliced from 11 exons. Bases 1 to 1467 code for a protein of 488 amino acids. Gene Ontology annotation, cellular component: fungal-type vacuole. Lineage: Eukaryota; Fungi; Basidiomycota; Agaricomycetes; Agaricales; Mycenaceae. Gene Ontology annotation, biological process: proteolysis. The record is from RefSeq and is a predicted model, not a curated record. Gene Ontology annotation, molecular function: serine-type carboxypeptidase activity.